Molecule: messenger RNA, 1676 nt
Organism: Momordica charantia (bitter melon)
Lineage: Eukaryota; Viridiplantae; Streptophyta; Magnoliopsida; Cucurbitales; Cucurbitaceae
Source: RefSeq, a predicted model, not a curated record
CCGAAGCUUCAAUAUCUUAUCUUCCGAUUCCAAGCCGCCGCUUUCUUCACAUUUCUCUACUAUAUUACUUCUUUUUCUAUUUUUCUCCGGCCGCCGGAACCGCUGCUUCCCAUGGCGGAACGGGAACCCAUACGCCGCCGAGCCGCCGCCUUCAAUGAAAACGCCUGGUGCCGCGCCGUGCCCGGCGGCACCGGCACGGCGGUGCUAGCUCUUUCCUCCCGCGAAGCCCCCGACUCGCAACGUCUCCAAAAUGCCCUCCACAAACUCCAAAAUUCCCACCCUGUCCUCAAGUCCAGACUCCACGUGAGCCCCACCUCCUCCACUUUCUCCUUCGUGACCUCCCCGGACCCUUUCGUUCGGAUCACCACAUUCGGAGCCCCGGAAACGGUUAGAAUCCUGAAAGACCAAAAUGCCCCCGAGAACCGCUCUAUUUCCCCUCUCCAGAUUCUGCUCGAACACGAGCUCAACGAGAACGGCCCGUGGCGCGACCUGUGCUGUUACGGCUCCGACGCAGCGGCGGACAUGUUCUUCGCUACCUUGUACGAAGUCGGCUCCGGCAAGUGGGUCGCCGUGUUCCGCCUCCACGUGGCGGCGUGUGACCGGACCACCGCCGUGUCGCUGCUGGAAGAGCUGCUCGUGCUAAUGAGCAGCGCCGAAGAUCCGUCCCCCAUAGUUUUAACAGGUGAGAAAUGGGAAAUGGGAGUGGGGAUGGAGGAUUUGGUUCCUCAUAAGCUUGUGAAGAAGCCAUUGCUGGCCAGAGGUCUGGACAUGCUCAGCUACUCCAUCAACUCUCUCAGAUUAACAAAUCUGAAGUUUAAAGACGUCAAAUCUUCAAGGCGUUCUCAGGUGGCCAGGCUUCAGAUUAACCAAAACCAAACCCACAAGCUUCUAUCUGCGUGUAAGUCCAGAGAGAUCAAGUUGAGUUCCCUGUUGGUAGCGGCGGGGCUGCUGGCCGCUCACGCCUCCGGUGGCCAUGCCUUCCACCGCCAUCAACGGAAGUACGGAAUCAUCACGUUGAUCGAUUGCCGCCCGUUUCUCGACCCUCCGCUCUCUUCCCACCAUUUCGGAUUUUACCACUCUGCCAUCCUGAACUCCUACACCGUGAGAGGAGGAGAAGACCUGUGGGAACUGGCAAAGAAAACCUCGACGACAUUGGAGGCCUACAAGAACUCAAACAAGCAUUUUUCCGACAUGUCGGACCUGAACUUUCUCAUGUGCAGGGCCAUCGACAACCCGAGCCUCACAGCGUCUUCAGCGAUGAGGACGUCGCUGAUGACAGUGUUCGAGGACACAGUGGUCGACAACUCUAGAAGAAUGCAAGAGGAGAUCAACGUCGAGGAUUACAUGGGCUGCGCUUCCGUCCACGGCAUUGGCCCAUCCAUCGCCGUGUUCGACACGGUUCGAGAUGGGCGGUUGGACUGCAUCUUUGUCUAUCCAGCUCCGCUGCAUUCUCGAGAGCAAAUGGAGGCUCUGAUUGAUAGCAUGGAGGCUCUUCUUGUUAAAGGAUGAAGAACAACAAACGGUUUGCUUUUGCUUUGGGUUUUUUAGUAAAUUCCUAUCUUUUUUGUUCUAAUAUAUUUUUUGAAAUUGAGUCAUUUAUGGAAGAAAUUUACAUAUUGAUGUUACUGAGAUGUUAUAUAUAUAGAAUUUGAGAAAUAGAGAAUUUAUAGUUUUCA